AUCGACAAAGGCGGAUCGACCAAAAUGCCCGUUUCAAGGCGUGACAAGAAAGUCGAACUUACUCAGGUUCUAAAACAUGCUCCUAAGAAAAAAGAGCACAUUGCAAAGGUUCGUCAAUAUCUGGAUGAAUAUGGAAGAGUAUAUGUAGUGACUCUGCAAAAUCCUCGCACCCAAAAAGUUUCCGAAAUACGAAAGAGCAUGGUGAAAAUCAAGCUUCUAUUUGGUGUCAACAAGGUGACGACUUUGGCGUUGGGUAAAACUCAUGAAGAUAGUUAUCGACCGAAAUUGCACCUUUUAUCCAAAUAUCUGAAGGGACAAUGUGCCCUCCUAUUUUCGCGAUCAUCGCCUUCAGAAUUACGCGAGCAGCUUGAUGCGUUCCGGUCGUCAGAAUACAGUAGACCAGGUGUACUUGCUGAACAGACUGUCUGGAUUGCAUCUGGUCCGUUGCCCAAAUUUCCUCACUCUAUGGAGCCUGUUUUGCGCCAGUUAGGAAUGCCUGUUAAACUAGUCAAAGGUGUUGUUCAUUCGGAGAGAGAGUAUCUUGUGUGCCGCAGAGGGGAUGUACUUUCACCUGAACAGUGUCGUAUUCUAAAGUUAUUUCAAAUUGAAAUCUCCGAAUUUCGCGUUGGCCUGCUUGCAGUUUGGACAGACGGUGAGGGGGUCGAAGAGUUAACAGAAAAAGAUAGUUGUAUGAUGCGCACUUCGCUCCAUCCUGAAGUUCUUGUUGUUUGUAAACAGUUAGAUGAUGGUUUGUAUUACUUUAUUCCGCAACCAUAUGAAAAUAAAGGCGAAUCACUUGUUAACGAAGCUAUGGAAGAGGACUAAUACUUUUUCUAAAUAUAUAAUUGUAGAUACUAUUGUGAAUAAUUUUUUAAGUCAUUCGAGAUAAGGUUUGCGGUGAAAUAUAAGGUUAUUCAGUGCCAAAUGUCUUCCUUAAAUACUCUGACUCCGACUAAACCAUUUAAUGAAGUAACACUCAGACAAAUCUAAGUAGAUUUAGUGUGAGUUAACCUACUAAGACUG
Schistosoma margrebowiei is the source of this 1023-nucleotide messenger RNA. Lineage: Eukaryota; Metazoa; Platyhelminthes; Trematoda; Strigeidida; Schistosomatidae. The record is from the annotation of a GenBank genome assembly.